Darwinula stevensoni is the source of this 2919-nucleotide messenger RNA. The record is from the annotation of a GenBank genome assembly. Lineage: Eukaryota; Metazoa; Arthropoda; Ostracoda; Podocopida; Darwinulidae.
AUGAACAGCUGUGUAUUUCUUGUGCUUUUCCCUUGCAAGCUCUGUAAGGGAGAUCGUAGUGGUGUGUGGGUCUAUGGAGGAGACAAUGUAAUCAUCCCCUGUGAAGGAGGGAGCCUCUCAGAUCUGAGAAUUGAGUGGAUGGACCCCUGUGAUGCCCUUGUUGUGUCCGUAGCCAGUUCCUUGUCUUAUGCAUCAGGACAUGGAGCCAUCCUUGAAACCGAUGGUCACCUUGUCUCCAACAUCCAUUAUCAAGCUUCUAUUGAUUUUCUCGAGAUGGUAUUUCAAGGAAAGGAUGAGGUGCCUGUGAUUGCUGGGCUGGCAUAUCUAUCACCUGGCCUAGUCUCACUUUUCUUUGACAUCUUGGGUGUGAUGGCAGUUGAUGUGACCCCUGCUGACUUUUGCUCUGGAGGUUUUGCUCAGAGAUAUGAUUCUGUUCAGAAAUCCCUGGUGUUGCCCAGCGAGAAAUUCAGGAAAGCAUUAUGGGAGGAGCUGCACAAAUACAAGCUGAGAAAUGCCACAAUGAUUGGGAGGCAUUUCUACAUAAGUGAUAGGCUACCCUUUCAGGAAUUUCUUCCUAUGCUUCGUCAUGGCCCUUCAGUGCAUUCCUUCUUCCAGGAUUCAUCCAUACCUGAUAAAGUUGUUUGUGUGAAUUCACUCAUUGACUGCCCGGUGAUGGUUGAUGGAGAUGCAGAGCAGAAGCCAGUGAUCCAGCACUGUCAUCUCUCUGGCUCCCAGCCAAUCAGCUUGGGUCCUGACACUUUUUUGUACAAUGUGCACCUUAACACAGAUGCAUGUGGGGAAGUGAAAGUGCCAAGUGGAUGGAUGUUGCUGAGUUAUCCCUGCAUUCCUUCUUCUGGGAACAGCAUGAUUCUCAUCACAUUUCCAAUGAACGAGUCCCUUCAGCUCACUUCCACUCAUGAGACAGGUUUGAUGUGGACCUGGGAGGAUGAUAAACAGAAAGUUUUGGAGUUUCUGAAUCAUCUAUGCAAAGGAAACUCCUCCAAGACCAGAGAAAUGAUCCUGAAGAUGCAGAACUGCAUUUCGCAGCUGAAGUUCAUUGUGGAUUCUGAUGCACUUCGUGGAUGUCAGCAGAAUCUAGCAGUGAAGAUCCUCAAGGUGUCUCUCUCACGAUUGCACCAACCGAGAGACAUCCCUUUGCCCAUCUACCUACGAGCUGCUGCUUCUGAGGGCUGGGGGGAGUCCCUGUUGGAUGUCCUUGACAAUGUGACAAAGAAGAGUGAGAGUGAGAGUAAAGCAGCUGCCUUCCUUGCAGCCACAGCCGAACUCAUUGGUUGCAUUGCAGGGAAUUUUGGUGGUUUGCGCAGUGGCCCUGCCUCCAAUCCUGCUUGGAAACAUGCCCUUCUCUCCCUUGAAGAGAGAGGAGUGGGAGCAGGAGUGGAUGCCCUCACAACUGUGAGAAAGGAGUGGUGGAGGAGCCCCAGUUGGUUGCAUCCACACCAGUUGGUUCGCAUCGCUCGCCACUAUGACAUGGCUGCCCAGAUCCUCAUUCGCAAAACCACAGCGAGUGCACGAAAUUUUAUGAGGGUGAAAGAAGGAGGAGAGAUGGUCCCGUAUGACAUCCCCGUCACAGCUGCUUGUCCUGCAAGAGCUGACCUCCAGGGUGGAUGGACUGACACCCCACCCAUCUGCUAUGAACUGGGGGGUUCAGUCAUCAUUCUGAGUAUCACUGUUGAUGGGAAGAAACCCAUUGGAUGCAGGGGGGAACGGAAGAGUGAGCCAGUGAUUCGGGUGAGGACCGGGGAUUCGAAUGAGGCUGUCAUGGUUGCUUCAUGGGCAGACAUGGAGGACUAUGCAAAUCCAGUUGCCAGUGGGGCUCUUGUGAAGGCAGGACUCGUCUCCUCACGAAUCCUUGACCCCAAGCAUGGAGACAGCCUCAAGGAUCAGCUCCUCUCUAGGUAUGGUGGAGGGUUCGAGGUGGAAUUGCAUUCAACAUUACCACAUGGAUCUGGGUUGGGAACAAGUAGCAUCCUUGCAGCUGCCAUGCUGGCUGUCCUCUGGACCCUCAUUGGGACCCAGUUCUCCAAGCGAGACCUGAUUCAUGCUGUGCUGGAGCUGGAGCAGGUGUCGACAACCGGUGGGGGAUGGCAGGAUACAGUCGGUGGUGUCAUGGGAGGACUGAGUCAUGCCCAGUCUUCUCGGGGAACGCAGGUCGAAGUCCUUCGCCGGUUUGUGUCCCCUCCUUCCGGGUUCAUGGAUGUCUUCUUUCGCCAUCUUGUCCUCCUAUACACGGGCAAGGUCCGGCUGGCCAAGAAUCUCCUACAGGUCCACCAGCUGUUCCUCAUUCCUGUAUCUCAUCACCAAAGAAGGGGUUUUGUCAUCUCUAAUUCCUUGCAUUUUCAGACAGUGAUAAGGCAAUGGUAUGCUGGAGAGGAAGAGGUGGUCAACUGCCUGAAAGUGAUGCUCACAGACACUUCCAUUCGGGCCAGGAAGGCCUUUGAACGAGGUGACUUGGAGGAAGUGGGUGCAUGCAUAGACAGAUACUGGGAGCAGAAGAAGGUGAUUGCUCGAGGCUGUGAACCCGAACUCGUGCGUCAGGUCAUGGAUGCAUUCCGACCUCAUGUCUAUGGUCAGACCUUGGUUGGAGCCGGGGGAGGCGGUUACAUGAUCGCCGUCACCAAGAUGCCUGAUGCGAGAGCCACGCUGGAAGACCUCGUCCAGAAGAUCCCCGGAGGAGCAAAGGUGAGAUUCUGCACGGCAGGCUCAGACGAGACCGGACUGGAACUGAAGGUGGGGUCCACCUCCUUGGAACUGGCCGAGUUGUGAGUGGUGAUGCCCUUUCGCCGCUUGUCAGUGUUGAUGACAGAGCACACGUCAUAUUGCUAUAUUCUCACCUGAUCUGUACAACGAUUCAACAUUCUGAUUAUCAUUGCAUGAUAUCCUACCGAUAGUGAAUAAACC